AUGACCAAACCAAGGCAAAAGUCUUUCCCGCCAAUUGUCUCGAUCGUCGGAUUCCACCAUGCCAAAGGUCCCGAUGUAGAACACUGGUUUGGUGGAGAUGAGGAUCUUGAUGAUGUCUGCACCGAUGCAGAAUGGCCGUUUUUCCCGUUCAUGGCUCUUUGCGAUGGGUCCCAUAGCUUCGAACAGGACUUUAGCUAUUUUACGCUUAAGCGCGAACCAAGAGGGGAUCGGCCGGCUAGCUCGUUGUUCGGAAUAUCAUGCACUAUGCAGUUGGACUCGAGGCUGCUGAAGGAGAGGAGUGCAGAAGUCACAAGAUCGACUGUUCAGAAGGCGGUGGUGGUUAUCACCGACAGCCCCGUCUAUUUUGGACACUUGAGGGAACAGUUGGUGAUGGUUACCAGUGCCUGGUUUGCACAGAGGAAUUUUGAUGAUUUGGAAAUCAUAAAGAAAUUCCGAGAAAGUCUCGUCAGAUCGAUAUGCGGACGAGAUGACGGAUUUGAUCGUGAGACCUAUCUCGGGCUCUCACUCCGCGAGUUCAUUUAUAGAUUUCGUCACAACGCCCUCGUUCUUUUUAAAUGCGCCCUCCUGCAACCGAAAAUGCUCUUCUUUAGCUCGAAAUCAUGUGAAAAGCUGUGCAUGACCCAGUUCGCAUUAGUAUCGCUGAUACCAGGACUUUUGGAAAAAUUGCAGGAUGCUAGUGACCCAGAGUUGAAUGAUUAUGAAGAAACGAGAGAGAAAGCCGUGGAUUUGAAGACAAGUGACCGUCAUUCACUGUUGGCGUAUAUGGGAUGUCCUUUGCAGAUUUUCGGAAAGGGCAGCUUAUUCGGUCCUUAUACACCGUUACAGCAGCUGGAUAUGCUGGCUGACCAACAUACGAAGUCGUAUAUUGUUGGGUCGACAAAUUCGCUAUUACUACAGCAGAAAGACCGGUAUUCAGAUAUUAUCGUCAAUCUUGACGAUCUAUCGUUAAAUAUCACAUCGUCAUCUCUAAGAGCUGCACUGACUCUCACACCUGCGGACAAAAGAUGGAUAAACAGUCUGUCGCAGACAGUUGUCGACUCUUGGGAUGAGAAUGACCCAUCCCGGCCGAAAACUAUGGCCUUCACUGGUAGCGAGGACUUCAUUCGCAUGCAAUUUGAAGAGUACAUUUUGGCAUUGCUGUCUUCGGUCAAGUAUUCGACGUAUGUUGAACGACAUGCGGAUGACGCUAUCCUUCUAGCGGAAGUGGAUGGGGAUCCGUCUGCCGACUUUGGGGUUGAUUGGGUACACCACUGGAAGACGACCGAAAACUAUCGGAUCUUUGAAAAGUUCACCGAGGACAAUAUCUUCGAUGUUAUCCCUCCACGCCACGUCUACGCCGGCGCUCGUGCGUAUGAGGAUCUGACAAGAAGAAUUAACCAGUUAGUCACCCUCCCAUCAACCCUUCUCCAGUCACUCCUCCCCUAA
This is a messenger RNA of Orbilia oligospora ATCC 24927, 1446 nucleotides long. RefSeq lists its product as uncharacterized. Gene Ontology annotation, cellular component: cytoplasm. The coding region runs from base 1 to 1446 and encodes 481 amino acids. The transcript has 8 exons. NCBI's taxonomy places the organism in Eukaryota, Fungi, Ascomycota, Orbiliomycetes, Orbiliales, Orbiliaceae. The record is from RefSeq and is a predicted model, not a curated record.